AUGUGCAUACUAUUAGGUUUAACGGAUCAUCCAGAUUAUUCAUUAAUUCUAAUUUCAAAUCGAGAUGAAGUUUACCAGAGAAAGGCAGAAAGAACAGCUGUAAGAAAUUUGAAAAAUACCUAUAAUAAUAGCCCCGCUAGGGUUUUGUGUCCCGUUGAUGAACUGAGUGGUGGUACAUGGUUAGGUAUAAAUCUGGAUACCAAAGUUUUUUCAAUUGUUUUAAAUAUACAAGAGUUAGAAAAUAAUCCAAACGAUAAUAAACAGCACAAUAAAGGCUUGUUAUCAAGAGGUAUUUUACCAUUGAUAUGUUUGUUAAAUGAUAAUAACAACAAUAAGAAUAAUGGGAAUGGUAAUAGUGAUAAACUAAGUUCCAAGGCCGAUUGGCUUAAUACAUACCCUGAUAUCAUCAAAACCAGACCAUUUAAUUUAGUCUAUGGCGAUCUAUCCCGCAAUAAAUGCGACUUAAAUAUUUUAUCCCUUAAAAGUGAUGCAACCCAUACAGAUACUAAUUUAACAGAGGAACUAAAACAUUAUAAGAUAAAUAGCACUAACGAUACCACAUUUGUUAUAACAAACAACAAAUAUUCGGAGAAUAUAAAAGACUGGCCCAAAAUUAAAUUGGGACAAGACGCACUUGAUGAAUUGCGUAAUACUAAAACUGACAAUAUUAUAGAAAAAUGUUAUGAAAUUGCUACACGAACGACGUUACCUGAUCACAGAAAUAUCCUUACUUCCAAAGAAUGCAAGGCCCUUGUCCGCAAUUCUAUUUUCAUACCACCACUUAAAGUGAAAAAUGAAGAUGAUCCAACUAUAAUCGAUUACGGUACUAGGACCACAAUAGUGAUUACGGUUUCUAGAAAAACGGGGGAUAUAACAUAUGUUGAAAGGGAUAAUGUAGAAAAAAAUAAUGCAGACUUAAUAUUCACAGAGUCAACCUAUCAAUGA
Molecule: messenger RNA, 945 nt
Organism: Saccharomycodes ludwigii
Lineage: Eukaryota; Fungi; Ascomycota; Saccharomycetes; Saccharomycodales; Saccharomycodaceae
Exons: 1
Coding region: 1-945 (314 amino acids)
Biological process (GO): protein secretion; Golgi organization
Cellular component (GO): Golgi apparatus
Source: RefSeq, a predicted model, not a curated record